CUCCAGGAGCAUGACAUCGAGACCCCCUACGGACUGCUCCAUGUGGUCAUUCGGGGGUCUCCCAAGGGAAAUCGCCCGGCCCUCCUGACCUACCAUGACGUGGGACUCAAUCACAAGCUUUGUUUCAACACGUUCUUCAACUUCGAGGACAUGCAGGAGAUCACCAAGCACUUCGUUGUGUGCCAUGUGGAUGCUCCUGGGCAGCAGGCGGGGGCCUCUCAGUUCCCUCAAGGGUACCAGUAUCCUUCCAUGGACCAGUUGGCAGCUAUGCUGCCCAGCGUGGUCCAGCACUUUGGGUUCAAGUACGUGAUCGGGAUCGGCGUGGGCGCAGGGGCGUACGUGCUGGCCAAGUUCGCUCUGAUCUUCCCAGAGAUGGUCGAAGGCCUUGUUCUGAUCAAUGUCGACCCCAACAGCAAAGGCUGGAUUGACUGGGCAGCCACCAAGAUCUCUGGCCUGACCAGCACCCUCCCUGACACUGUGCUCUCCCACCUUUUCAGCCAGGAGGAGUUGGUGAGUAACACGGAGCUGGUGCAAAGCUACCGCCAGCAGAUCGGGAGUCUGGUGAACCAGUUCAACCUCCAUCUCUUCUGGAACAUGUACAACAGGUAGGUCUAAAGGAAGCGU
This is a messenger RNA of Sceloporus undulatus (fence lizard), 624 nucleotides long. Its product is annotated as protein NDRG4. The transcript has 7 exons. Lineage: Eukaryota; Metazoa; Chordata; Lepidosauria; Squamata; Phrynosomatidae. Gene Ontology annotation, cellular component: cytoplasm. Gene Ontology annotation, biological process: brain development; signal transduction; positive regulation of ERK1 and ERK2 cascade. The annotation marks the transcript as partial. The record is from RefSeq and is a predicted model, not a curated record.